Molecule: messenger RNA, 3526 nt
Organism: Glossina fuscipes
Lineage: Eukaryota; Metazoa; Arthropoda; Insecta; Diptera; Glossinidae
Gene: sals
Product: glutamic acid-rich protein
Exons: 10
Coding region: 571-3333 (920 amino acids)
Molecular function (GO): actin binding
Source: RefSeq, a predicted model, not a curated record
AUAAAAUAAUUCAAAUAAAAUAUAACUCAAAGAACAACAGUUGUUGAAUAGGAAUUUGGAAAUUAAGAAAGAGAGAGACUAAAAGGCACGAAAAAAUUAAUACACAGUGACAAGCAAUCUUUGCGAAAUAGAAUUUUGCAAGAAUUUUUACCCAAUUCGUUAUGUAUGGGAACAGUAAGAUAUGUGAGCAAAAAAAAAAAAACAUCGUCCCACAUAGAAAGUGCCUUGAACAGCUGUUGUUCUUCGCUUUGAGUAGAGAAUUUUUGUGUGCGUUACUCUGCUUGUUCGUAAUAAAAAUAAUCAAUUUAAGAUUUUAUGUGUGUGUGUUUAGCAAAUAACAAACAAAAGUAUAAAACUUUACACCAAAGAAGGCAAAACGAUGUGUAUAAACAACAACAACAUAAUGAAUAAAAGCAAAAUUUUGUGGGAAUCUAUGUGAAUUGGGAAAAUUGAACAGAUUGCUCUAAAAAUAAUUUUUUAAAUAAUUUUUAAAGGUUAAAACCUUAGAAAACUUUACAAUUAUGUUUUAACGUAAAUAAAUAAAUUCGAAGAAGACUAUUGAAAACUAAAAUGCCUUUUGUCGCACCAAAGUCAACUGCAAGCGCAGCAGCUAGUCGUACCACGUCGAGACCUCCCUGGGUGAAAGAAGAUGGCUCUACCGGUCUUAAGCCCACGGCGAAAACAACGGUUCCGUGGGCUCGUAAAACCAACGAAGAAAAAGAAAACACCGUUACGUCUAGUAAACCCACAACAAGCGCACCCAACAAAGUAACAGAGAGUUCCGUCUCGAAGAAAACGUCUGAACCUAACAACACCUUAAAAAGAGAACCACAAAUAAAUACAAAUUUCAGAGAACCACAUAAGCCAGAGAUAACUCCCGCAAUUAAAAAGGAACCAGAAAGUAAAAAACUCCUAACUAGCACUAAUAAUACCACAGCAACGAAAAUCGCAACUAAUAAAGCGACAUCUACACCCAAAAAGGAACCCAGCCCAUCGUCCUCUGAAGAAGAAGAGGAAACUGAAGAGGAAACCGAAGAGGAAGAAGAUUCUGAAGAUGUGGAAGAAAGUGACGAGUCCGACGAAUCAGAAGAUGAACCACCACCACCACCAGUAAAAUCGAUACCCCAGGCCAAGCUCUCAGCCGCUAAACCCGCAUCUUCUAAAACCACAACAACAACAGCAGCAACAUCAAACGCAUCAACAAAAUCUCCUAAAGGGGAAGAAGAAGAAAGUGAGUUAAAACGACGUUUUUCUUUAGAGAAACCCAAGCUUAGACCGGUCGUUGUAAAACGUGACAAAUCUCUGAAGAAAAUCGAAGAUGAUUCGGAAACUGUCGAAGGAGAAACUGAAGAAGAGCGCGAACGUAGAUUACGUUUCAAAUUAGAGAAACCUAAGCUACGACAUGUUAAACGCGAAGAGAAACCUUUACCCAGUAAGAGUAGUGAAAAUGUAUUAAAGUUUCGUCCUACCUUAAAAAAGAUACCCAAGAUUGAUGAGAUUCUUAAAGAGUCAAAGGAAGAGCCCAAACCAGAAUUCAAAACGAAAACUUUACGUAAAGCUCCCUCAAUGAAACGUGAGCCCAGUAUCAAAAAUGUUCCCGCUCCUCCGCCUCUGCCAUCGCUGAUACCGAAAGCGCCGCCACCACCACCCCCACCUGGUGCUCCUGGUGACAAAAAGAACUUAACACCUUCGCAAAAGGCCACUAUAGAACGUCUCAGAACACGACCACGUAAACGACCAGAUUGGUCAGAGAUGAUGAAAGAAGUCGAGACUGGCAAACGACUGCGUCACGUGGAAUGCAAUGAUAGGUCUCAACCCAUUCUUACGUGCAAAUCGAUGACGAAAGUGGAUAACAAGUUUAUUUACGAGACGGAAAAGGAAAAUUCGCACAAUAAAUUGUUAAAGCAGAUACAAGGCGGUAUCAAGUUGAAACCAACGCAAACUAACGAUCGCAGUAAACCGUUUUUAGAGGGUUUACGCAAGUUCCGUCGACAAAUGACUAUUGAGGAACAGCUGCAAAAAUCGCAAUCGAAAAUUAAUAUAUUAAGCGCCAGCAAUAAUACUGAUGUUACAGACGGUGCCGCUUUAUCAGCUGGCAGUUCGGCUAGUUGCAUAGUUAAUGCUUUAUCUGUUGAUGAUCCCAGUAGCGACGAGCUCGAUGAUAUUGAUAAGAUACGUGAUGAUUUGCAAAGUACAAAGCAAAUGUUGGCUCUGGAACUGCGUAAUCGUGAAGCUCAAGAACGAGAAAACAAGAAGCUUUUAGCCAAAAUAGCCACCUUGGAGGCUGAGUUGGAACGUGAGAAGUCACGUGAGAAAACUUUAGAAUAUGGUUCGAGAAUUAUUGUAGCCACCAUGGAAACUACUCCCGCCUCCGAACAAGCAUAUCUUGAUUCUCUAAAACAAGAAGCCGAAGAGGCUCGAACGACCGCUAAAGAUUUGGAAAAGAAAUAUCAUGAAACGGGCGAGAUGCUAGAUCAAGCUAAGAGCGAAAUCGAUGAGCAAAAGAGGCAAAUUCAACUAUUAGAACGUAAAUUGGCUCAAGUUCUGCAGCCUAAUGCAAGUCCUGAUGGUUUUACUAACACAAAGCAAUUUCAUUUUCGUUAUCCUUACGAAGAUGCAGAUGAAUAUAUUACAUUCUAUUAUCAAAAUCAGAAUGGUCAGGGAGGCGGCUUGGAUAGCAGAAGGGCUAGUGAUGCCCAUAACGGACGUGACAGCGCUUCAGAUUUAGAUCUGGCCGAGUUUAGUGCAAGCGAUCCUGACGAGCCCGAAGAAAAGAAGAAUGAAAGGCGUCAACGUCGUCUAAUCAAAGAAGUUAAAGUUUUACGAAGUAAACUAACUAAGCUUAAAGUGAAACAAGAGGCAGCCAAGAAAGAGAAGGAAGCCCUUAAACAAGCCAUGAAAAAGAACCACGUUAUAUUAAAAGAAGAAAACAAAAAAUUCAAAAAGCUCGAAAAGGAGGUACAUAAAAUGGCUGCUUCUAUGAAAGGAGAGGAAGAUGAGGAUGACGAAGAGAAAGAAGCGGAAGGGACCGAAGAAGCUGAAGAAGAGGAAUCCGAAGAUGAGUCUGAAGAGUCCGAGGAAUCCGAAUCCGAAGAAAGUGAAGCAGAAACGGAGAGCGAAUCUGAACCUGAGGAUGCUUCAAACGAAAGUAAAAAAGAAAAUUUGGAACCUCGGGUGAAAAAACACGAAAGCCGUUUUUCUGCCAUGAAAAAAUGCAAUGUAUUGUUGCAGGCAAAUGUUGACAAUUUACAGGAUAAAAUUACGCAAGUACGGUCGAAAGCCGCUAAUCUACAAUCUGAAUUGGAUGCCGUACUUGCCGAUCUAGGCUUCUAAAAUAAUUUUUUUAUCACAAAAUUUUUCAAAGUAACAUAUUUUAAAUUGCAGUUAAAUUGUAUUUACCUUCUCUUUUAGUUUCUGUUGAUUAUCUGCGGUGACGAGAUGGUUGACAGCAACCACUGACCGAUACCAAAACUACUAUUAAACUACCACUUAAAAAACAAACAUUAAAUUUACACGUAUUUUGACA